Molecule: messenger RNA, 2097 nt
Organism: Lodderomyces orthopsilosis Co 90-125
Lineage: Eukaryota; Fungi; Ascomycota; Pichiomycetes; Serinales; Debaryomycetaceae
Product: aspartate--tRNA ligase
Exons: 1
Coding region: 1-2097 (698 amino acids)
Biological process (GO): aspartyl-tRNA aminoacylation
Cellular component (GO): cytoplasm; mitochondrion
Molecular function (GO): ATP binding; aspartate-tRNA ligase activity
Source: RefSeq, a predicted model, not a curated record
AUGUGCGGCUCAGUGACAUUUCUUAAGAAAAAAAUUUCCAAUCCCUUCAAGCUCCGAAAGAUUAUUUGGAACACCGAAAGAUUACAUAUGCUCCCGACCCUCGCUCGAACCAGCCGACGAUACUUGUCGAGGUUGCCAGACAAGACAUCCACACUAGCGAAAUUCAAUUUUCCAUUGGCUACAAAUACGAUAAAAUCGGUUACUGAAAACAUUGCUGACUUUAUAAACAACAAGCAAAAGAUCACCCUCAACGGACAUAUACACAGAAAGGCGAGGAUACGGCCAACGUUGGGCUUCGGUUUCUUACGUGAUUCUGAUGGGGAAGUCAUUCAAUUCAUUGCCAAUGACGCAACCAACCACAAAAUAAUAGACACAAUGAAAGAACUCACAGUUGAAGAGUCUGUCAGUAUUUGCGGGUUUGUACAACCAAAGCAGUUGAAAGAAGGAGAAUCAAAAAGCUGGGAAUUGGUUUUAGAAGAUAUUCAAAUCCUAAAUCUGUCAAACAUUGACGCUCCAAGGCUUGAAAAAUUAAAGCAAACACGACCUGAAGAUCUUCCACCUCAAUUUAGAUACUUACAACUACGUACUGCAUUCUAUCAAAAUGCAUUACGAACCAGAAGUAAAAUAUCUCAACUAAUUCGAAAAGUACUUGUGGACAAUCACGAUUUUGUUGAAAUUGAAACACCAUUACUUUUCAAAUCAACGCCCGAAGGUGCUCGUGAAUUUCUCGUCCCCACCAGAUCACCCAACCAAUUUUAUGCAUUGCCUCAAUCUCCUCAACAAUACAAGCAGAUAUUAAUGAGUUCUGGAUUCACAAAGUAUUUUCAGAUUGCAAAAUGCUUUAGAGAUGAGGAUUUGCGGUCAGAUAGACAACCAGAGUUUACACAAGUUGAUUUGGAAAUGAGUUAUGUGAAUAGCUCAAAUCAGGUGAUGCAAGUUGUUGAAGAUGUAGUGUUGAAUGUGUGGGGAAAAGUCAAGAAGACCAAUGUGUAUACAUUGAAUGAAAAUGGUGAAUUAGUUAAAGUUGAUGCAGGGGCAGAGGGAGUUCGAUUAUCAAAGCUAGACUAUUUGACAGCGUUGCGAGAAUAUGGAAUUGACAAACCAGAUUUAAGAUCGAACAUUUCGUUCAAUAGUCUAGAAAGCUUUUUUACAUCAUUUGAAGAUCCUGAGUUUCCUGUUGUUGAAGCAUGUGUUUUGAGAGGUGCAUUUGAUCCUUUAUCCAAAUCCUCAAAGCCACCGAAAUCUCUCACCAGUGAGUUGCAUUACUCAAGAAGGAGACCUUAUGUGUUCAUGAUUAAAUCUAAAGACGAUGUAAGAACUUGGUAUGAGUUGCUUUUGCAAAAGGGCUUUAUGAGAUUGAAUGAUGGGGUAAGCGAGGAGAGAAUACACGAACACUUGAAUUUACAGCCUGGUGAUAUUUUAGCUGUCUCAAAUAGAUCGCAUCUACCUUACGAAAAUCCAACUCCCUUAGGUAAAUUCAGACAAUUGGCCAUAGCUGAAUUUCCUGGAAAGUGGCAACGUCCAAUUAGGAGCGAAAAAGAUUUGAUCGACACAUAUAAUGCAGAUGAAACAAUCGUUGGUUCUUGGUUAGUCGAGUUUCCCUUAUUCAAUCCAGUUGAAAUUUCUGAAGACAUCAAUGCACCAUAUCCCAAAUACGACAAAAGCAAGCUAGAAUCCACGCAUCAUCCAUUCACCAUGUGCAAAUCAGAAGAUUAUAACUUGUUAGAAACCGCACCUUUGGGAGUCAGAGGUGAGCAUUAUGAUUUGGUGAUUAAUGGAGUUGAAGUUGGUGGGGGCUCGAGAAGAAUCCAUGAUGCAGCAUUGCAGCAAUAUAUCUUUGAAGAAAUUUUAAAAGUUAACAACUAUCAACAAUUGUUUGGUCAUUUGUUGAAAGCUUUGAGUAUGGGAUGUCCACCUCAUGCUGGUUUGGCUUUGGGAUUUGAUAGACUAUGCGCUAUGGUGGUUGGUACUUCAAGUAUAAAGGAUGUCAUUGCGUUCCCAAAAAACCAAUCGGGAUCGGAUCGUGUUGUUGAGAGUCCUACGGCUGUUGAUGAAAAAACAUUGAACGAGUACUUCAUUACUACAAAAAACCUGUAA